GCUCUCGUGCGCGUGCUUGGCUUGCUCUGUCGCAGUAACGUUUCCCCCAUCUUCUCCUCCGGCUUUAUAAGAAGCGCCCUCCUGGAAGCCGCCGCCGCUGAUUCUGACUGAAUUUCUCCAGCGCCGGCGGGGAGUCACGGCCGAACGAGAGGGCCAGUUGGACGCAUAAUCGUGAUUCGAGAGGAGCUCAAGCGUCCAUGGAGAACCGCAAGGAGGAGCAGCAGGGCGCGGCGGUGGGCUGGAUGACGGUGCCGGCCUUCGGGGAGUGGGACGUCAAGAACGGCGCUGUGCCGGACUACUCCAUGGACUUCUCCAAGAUCCGCGAGAUGCGCAAGCAGAACAAGCGGGAGCUCUCCAGGGCCAGCCUCGGCGGCGACGAGGACCUCCUCCAGGCGCAGCAGGGCAAGGCGCAGGCGGCGGCGCAGCCUGCCAAGUCCUCCGCCGCCGUCGCGGCCGACGACGACCACCGCCGCCCGCUGCACGGCGACUCCCCCACGGGAAGAAAGAAGUUCCUGAGCUAUUUCCAGUGCUGUAUCAGAGCUUAAAGGAUUCCGAACCCUGCUGCUGCUGGUGUCGCACAAAUAGCUUUUAGGUUUCUUGGGUACUGUAAAGUUUGCAUAAUGUGUAGCUCACCUCUGGCUCUGUAAUCUUGUCGCUCGUGUGGGUGAGAGAAAAGAAGAAUUGCGAGGGAGGAAGGGCACAUAAUGUGUAGUUCAUGCUGUUUUUUUGAAAUGCUCUGCAACUUUUAGUGCAAUGUGAUCUGAGGAUUGGAUCUGAAGGCGUAUGUUGGCGGAAAUUGUCAGCACCCGUGGAGUAUUCGUUGCGUAUAUUAAAUGGUCUGCCUGUUAUUUCUUUUCUA
This is a messenger RNA of Panicum hallii, 859 nucleotides long. RefSeq lists its product as uncharacterized. Lineage: Eukaryota; Viridiplantae; Streptophyta; Magnoliopsida; Poales; Poaceae. The coding region runs from base 198 to 545 and encodes 115 amino acids. The transcript has 3 exons. The record is from RefSeq and is a predicted model, not a curated record.